AUGCACUGGCUGAUGCUAGGGAGGAAAACAAAGCAGACGCGAACAGCGGUGACAAGGAGAGCACGUCGGGGACUUCGCUCUGCGAGGAGUCGAGGAAAGCCGCUGUUACCUUUUCUGAUCGCUCUUCCGUUUCACCUUUGUUCUUCUUCAGCCUCCGCCCCUCCGCCUCUUCGCCCUCCCUUUCUUUUCUUGCUCCUGCUGUGUGGGCAACGGAAGGAUGCACGCCGCUGCGCUGUGUUUCACCGCCCUGUCGCUGCGAUGUGGAGGCGGAAAGACGAAAAGAGAAGAGUCUCUCUGUUUCUCUCGAGAGCAGAUAUCUGGCGAAAGGAAUUAUGUCUCUCUCCCCCCCGCCUCCCGACGUCCGCAUACACCGUCUGGAGCACCGCCGCCUCUUUUUGGGUAGCCUUUUCUGCCCUUCACUUGUGUCUGCCGGUUAAACUUUCUUCCUCGAUCAGCUUGCGUGCUUCGGUGUGCUCUAACGGAAACUGGAGAACGUGCCGGUAUUGGUUUUCAAUCCUUCUGGUUUUUGCGACGUACGCAUCGAAGCUGCAUCUCGGCCUUUCGUGUUGGUGCCUGCGCUGUUUUUUUUUUGUUCUCUCCAUGCCGUGCCACCGCACACGAAGGAAGCUCCUCUUUUCUUCCUUUUCGUGGUCGUGUCGAAGGAGGCACAAGCGGCAAUGUGGCCCACCGUAUGGAGAGAGGAAGGAAAGGCGAAGCGGUGGAGCGCAGGCAACGGCACUGUAUAGGCGGGUACAACAAUGCGCAUGGGUGCGUGUGAGAGGAGGAGGAGAGUGA
Messenger RNA from Leptomonas pyrrhocoris, 795 nucleotides. RefSeq lists its product as hypothetical. The transcript has a single exon. The record is from RefSeq and is a predicted model, not a curated record. Bases 1 to 795 code for a protein of 264 amino acids. NCBI's taxonomy places the organism in Eukaryota, Euglenozoa, Kinetoplastea, Trypanosomatida, Trypanosomatidae.